CGUGUCCUCACACCCCCGGGCGUUUAAUUGCCUUUUAGAACCCACAUUCAAUAAUUACAGCCAUUAGGCGCUGAAUUCUAUUGGAAUGGCGUCACAAAAGAGUAAGUUUGUUUUAAAAAGGUUCACGAAACGAGGGGCGUGACGUCAGCCUACGUAAGCGUUUGACGAAACGUCAUAAACUCCGUUUUACGCGUCCGUAAUGGCGAAUAUUACCCGCUCUGGUUUAAAGAUAACUUUCCGGAAGACAAUUUUAAUUUUCCCAAAAUCUAUCGUAAUAUUUAGAAUGGUCCAUUAAUCUAGUACAGUAGAAGCUUACCUUCCGGUGAAAGCAGCAGUCCGCGUUCAUCGGAAAGAAGAAGCGUUUCUUGGCAGCGUGAAUGUAUCUCGAUACACGUGGGCCAGGCUGGCGUCCAGAUCGGCAAUGCCUGCUGGGAGCUCUACUGCCUGGAGCAUGGCAUCCAACCAGACGGUCAGAUGCCCGGCGACAAGGUUUCCGGAAGUGACGGUUCCUCCAACACCUUCUUCAGUGAGACUGGUUCGGGAAAACACGUCCCCAGGGCGGUUUUUGUGGACUUGGAGCCUACCGUCAUAGAUGAGGUGCGCACCGGAGGCUAUCGUAAACUCUUCCACCCAAAUCAGCUGAUCACGGGUAAGGAGGACGCGGCCAACAACUACGCUCGCGGCCACUACACCAUUGGCAAAGAGAUCAUCGAUUUGGUAGCUGACAGGAUACGCAAACUGGCCGACAUGUGUUCCGGCCUGCAGGGUUUCCUGGUGUUCCACAGCUUCGGUGGCGGCACCGGUUCUGGUUUCACCUCACUGCUAAUGGAGCGUCUCUCCGUGGACUACGGCAAGAAAUCCAAGUUGGAAUUUUCCAUCUACCCAGCCCCCCGGGUGUCCACCGCUGUGGUGGAGCCCUACAACUCCAUCUUGACCACGCACACCACACUGGAACACUCGGACUGCGCUUUCAUGGUAGACAAUGAAGCCAUCUACGACAUCUGCCACCGGAACUUGGACAUUGAGCGUCCCACGUACACUAACUUGAACCGGCUGAUCAGCCAGAUCGUGUCAUCCAUCACUGCCUCGUUGCGCUUCGAUGGCGCCUUGAAUGUAGACUUGACCGAGUUCCAGACCAACCUGGUGCCUUACCCGCGCAUCCACUUUCCACUAGCUACCUACGCCCCAGUAGUGUCGGCCGAGAAAGCCUACCAUGAACAGCUGUCCGUUGCCCAGAUCACUAACUCUUGCUUCGACCCGAGCAACCAGAUGGUGAAGUGCGACCCUCGCCACGGUAAGUACAUGGCCUGCUGUCUGCUGUACCGUGGUGAUGUGGUGCCCAAAGACGUCAACGCCGCUAUCAACGCCAUCAAGAGCAAGCGCACUGUUCAUUUUGUUGACUGGUGUCCUACCGGCUUUAAGGUGGGAAUCAACUACCAGCCGCCCACCGCGGUGCCCGGGGGUGACCUAGCUAAGGUGCAGCGAGCCGUGUGCAUGCUCAGUAACACCACCGCCAUUGCUGAAGCCUGGGCCCGAUUGGACCAUAAGUUUGACCUGAUGUACGCCAAACGUGCCUUCGUGCACUGGUACGUUGGCGAAGGCAUGGAGGAGGGCGAGUUCACCGAGGCCCGGGAGGACAUGGCUGCCCUCGAGAAGGACUACGAGGAGGUUGGCGCCAGCUCCCUGGAUGUUGACCACGAUGAGGGGGAGUACUAUUGAAUCACACAGGAAUAUUUGGGAAGCUUGGAUUGGUCACCGGGAAAUGGCAGAAGUGGAUUAAGACUUCAGGGACGUUGGAUGUGCUUGAUUGAUUCUUUGUGAUGAUUAAUAUUUGAAUAAUGCCUAGUUUAUGGAGUGUAUUUUGGUUGCUGGACUAUUUAAAAUAUCAAAUGUCAGAAACUUUUUGUCAAUAUAUUUAACAAUCAAAUAUUGUUUAGUAUAGAAAUUGAUUUUUUACAUUUUUUUUUUAAUAGACUUUUGACAUUUAAUGUUACUGUAUAUAUUUUAUUAAUUAAUUUUUUUUUAAAUUAAGCUUUAUUUUUUUCAACUAAUAGGUACAUUGUAAAUUUCUUUUGGGUAUGCAACAUAUCAUGUAAAAUGGAAUACAACCUGUACUGGAUGUCCAGGAAGAACUAAAAGAGACAGGCUUUGUGCCACAUGUCCCUGAUCAAUUAUUUGGAACAGUUAAAAAACGAUCAAUAUAUCGGCUGAUAUUUUUGUAUUCACUAAAAUAUAUUGAACUGAA
Molecule: messenger RNA, 2245 nt
Organism: Corythoichthys intestinalis (scribbled pipefish)
Lineage: Eukaryota; Metazoa; Chordata; Actinopteri; Syngnathiformes; Syngnathidae
Product: tubulin alpha-1C chain-like
Exons: 5
Coding region: 475-1719 (414 amino acids)
Biological process (GO): microtubule cytoskeleton organization; mitotic cell cycle
Cellular component (GO): cytoplasm; microtubule
Molecular function (GO): GTP binding; structural constituent of cytoskeleton
Source: RefSeq, a predicted model, not a curated record